Molecule: messenger RNA, 1125 nt
Organism: Metarhizium acridum CQMa 102
Lineage: Eukaryota; Fungi; Ascomycota; Sordariomycetes; Hypocreales; Clavicipitaceae
Source: RefSeq, a predicted model, not a curated record
AUGCACGCGUCCGUGAUUCUCGGCGCUGGCCUCGCCAUCCGUGCCGCCUCUGCCGUUGCCGUCCCUGCUCCCAGCGAGCCUCCCGUCCUGCGUCGCGACUACGACAACGACGACGACCUCCCUGCCGCUCCCUGGGUAACCAUCGACGACAACGGCAAUCCCAGCAAGACGUUUACUCCCGUAUUCACCACCAUCAGCGGCACCCCGUCGGGCAUCGACACGGCGCCUCACGACCUCACGGCCUCGGUGUACACUCUGACCAGCUACGGGCACGUUUCCACCAGCACCGGCCUGCCGCCCAACCCGACUCCGACCAAUGCCGGCACCAACCAGGGCUCCUUUUCGCGAUGCUACAACAAGAACGGGCCGUAUGCGCCAUUCUGCCGCCCGUCGUACAAUUCCAGCAUUUACACCGGCAACACUUAUUACACAGCCACCCUCAACUCGACCUACUUCGUCAGCGUCCGCCUCGACUACCUCAACACCACCAGUAACGAGUACGUGCUUCUCGAGACGAUCGACAAGAGCGUCCCUGCGAAAUGGGGCUACUUCCCGUUUGCCGUGGACGGCAAAUACCUCAAGGGCCAGAAGCACACCAACAACGUCACCAUCACCCUCAUGGGCCACGACACGGAAAACAGCAUCGCCUACAACAACAAGUCCAUCCCGCUGCCGGUCGUGGUCUCUGGCCCGCCUCUGGACCCUACGGCGCCCAGCAACGCCCCCAAGGGCAAGACCCUCACCAUCGCUCUACCCGUGACCUUGGGCGUCAUCGCCCUCAUCCUUGUCGGCGGGUGCCUCUGGAACCGCAAGACGCGGCGCAUUGAGCUCGGCAAUAUUAUGAGCCGCUCUCGCCACGGAUACACCGGCCACAGGACGCGGAAGCUCUUCAACCGCGGUCGCAAGGACAACGGCAUCCAGCUUGAUACCGCGCCGCUUUCGCCCCCGCCAUUUGACUACCGCGAUGAUUUUCCCGAGAGACCUAGACGCGAUAGCGAAGCUCUAGGCAGCCUGACUGGAAGCCCCGUCCGUGGAACCUUUGAAGAGCCUGGCAGCACCGGGGGACGAAAUACGUUCCGUGACGAGGUCAGACGGCAGGAGCGUGAGAGACGGGGCGACUUUUAG